AUGGAGCAGAGACACAUUCCCAACGAUUUUUCUUCCCUUCUCACCUUAUCUUCCGAGCCCGAGCAGCUCCUCUUGACGUCUCUUCAACGCAUUCUCAACACCUCCCCGCCUCAAUCUACCUACACGAAGUCCCAGCUCCAUGGCCUUUUCACCGGCCACACCGGCAUCGCCUAUCUCUUCCUUCACAUAUCCAGCUCACUCCCUCAGCUCCGUAUUCACGGCUACCCGGCUAUUCAUUGGGCUCGUGCCUACAUUUCUGGCGACAGGGGUCGCCUUGCCCUUGAGCCCGGCAACUGUGGGCUGGCCUGCGAGCGCCUCGCCCACCCAGCCGUGCGCGCUUGUAUCACCAAGGAUCUGAAAGACGUCCGAGACUUCCUCGCCCCUUUUCCCGACAUCAUUGGGCCUUUGCCGAGGCACACCGCCACUCGCCCGACCUCAUCCACAGGGAAGCAAGGAGGGGAAUCGGACCCAUUCCCUUCCGAGCUCGUCUACGGACGAGCAGGUGCUCUCUACCUUCUCCGCCUCGUCCGCCAUUGGGUUCCCACCUCAGCCCCGCUCGUCGAACGCUACGUCGUCCACCUAACCGACCGCAUCCUCGCCACCGACGACGGCGGCGCCGGCAACUGGCUCUGGUCAGGUACCCACUACCUCGGUGCCGCCCACGGCGACAUCGGAAUCCUCACCCAGCUCGUCCUCACCACCCCUCCGCUCGCCCCGCGCCUAACCCACCGCCUGGAGCGUCUGCUCGACCUGCAGUUCGAAGACGGCAACUGGCCCUCCUCCGUGCAACCGCCGCCGCCGCCAGGCGCUGGGACUACCGUAAAGAAGAAGAAAAAAGAGCUGGUGCAGUGGUGCCAUGGUGCCCCCGGCUUCGUCUUGUCGCUUCUCUCCCUACGACCUUUCUUCCCGUCUUUGAAGCACAGGAUCGACGCCGCCAUCGAAAAGGGCAGGGCCAUCACUUGGGACCACGGGUUGUUGCGCAAGGAACCGAGCCUCUGCCACGGUAUUUUAGGUAACGCGCUCAUCUUCCCGCCUGGCCCAGAAAGAGAACACUUCCUCGCCCUCGCAACGCCAGACAAGGUAACUGAGGCCCGCCGCGCCGACCCGUCCAUCUUCCGUCCCGCCUCGUACGGCAAGGACACCAUGCUCCUCAUGAACUACGACCCCAGUGCCGCCUGGACCGGGCUGGUGUGCGAGAGGAAGCUGCCUAAGAUGAUCCUAUACAACGACAUCUAA
Sodiomyces alkalinus F11 is the source of this 1236-nucleotide messenger RNA. Its product is annotated as abscisic acid ABA receptor. NCBI's taxonomy places the organism in Eukaryota, Fungi, Ascomycota, Sordariomycetes, Glomerellales, Plectosphaerellaceae. Gene Ontology annotation, cellular component: plasma membrane. The record is from RefSeq and is a predicted model, not a curated record. Gene Ontology annotation, biological process: carbohydrate metabolic process; peptide modification. The transcript has 3 exons. The coding region runs from base 1 to 1236 and encodes 411 amino acids.